Mytilinidion resinicola is the source of this 3192-nucleotide messenger RNA. RefSeq lists its product as uncharacterized. The record is from RefSeq and is a predicted model, not a curated record. NCBI's taxonomy places the organism in Eukaryota, Fungi, Ascomycota, Dothideomycetes, Mytilinidiales, Mytilinidiaceae. Gene Ontology annotation, molecular function: DNA binding; zinc ion binding; DNA-binding transcription factor activity, RNA polymerase II-specific. Gene Ontology annotation, biological process: regulation of DNA-templated transcription; DNA-templated transcription. The transcript is spliced from 6 exons. The coding region runs from base 1 to 3192 and encodes 1063 amino acids.
AUGAAUCACAGCACCGUCGCCACCACCGCGUCCAAUGCCUCGCCUGCCAAGCCGAAGCCCAUCCGCUUCGUGACGAACCAUGACGGGCCCUACGCGAAGAGACGCAGGAUCAACUCUGCCUGCUUGACGUGUCGGCGGAGGAAGACGCGAUGUUCCGGCGAACGCCCGGUGUGUGGGACCUGUACGCAGAACAAGCACGAGUGCGGUGGCUAUGGGCCCGAAGGCGACGCUCCCUUCAGCCCUGUGUCGGAAGACAGCAAAGAUGUGACCAAGAAGACGUUGAUGGGGGACGCUUCACAUACCACGAUAUCCUCGCAGCCCCGCAAACACAAACUGCCUGCCCAGUCGCCGCAGGACUCUCGCCCAUCAACAUCGCAUAAGCGGUCUAUUGACUCCUCGAAAGCGAGGCCGUCCGACAAUUCAAGACCCAGCAACGGCGGAAAGCUCGAGGAAGAUGCCGGCGCUGGUUUGAGUCUGAGCACUCGCAACCGAAUGCCAUACUUCCGUUACUUUGGACCUACUGCCAUCAUGCCUGGCUUCAAACAGAUGGUGGUAAAGGUCCGAGGGAAACGCCAAGGUACUGGGCACACCUCGUCUGAAGAAUCAGCUCUUGAGUCCUCUCCAGGAGUGCAGCCUUCUCACGGCCAGUAUUCGCCUGUCCAAGUGCCGGAGGCUCGUACGCCCAUUGAGAUCCCAGUGUACGACACCUCGGCAAUGUCACCAAGCCCUUUGAUCACCCAUUUGUGCAAAACUUUCUUCACGCAUCUUGGGUGCAGUUUUCCUUUCUUGCAGCGAGACCGCUUCUUGCGUGAUCUGGAAGAAAAGCAAGUCGAUGCAAUCCUAGUCGACGCUGUGUGCGCAUUGGCUGCCCGGUUUUCCACUCACCCCAUGUUGACUGGCAGUCCAGAGCCAGAGACGGAGGCAGAGCUUCGAAAAGUCCCCAGUGUCCAUCCUUCAGAGCACGGGCAGGCAUUUGCACAACGAGCUAAAUCAGCAAUUCCUGACACCUUCCCGUGUCCCAGCGUUGCUGUGGUGCAAGCGGCCCUUCUACUCGCAUACGAUGAGUUUGGUGCGAGUCGCGACAGUGGACUCUGGAUGUACUUGGGGAUUGCAAUUCGCAUGGCACAGGAUCUUGGAAUGCAGACACUAGAAGGCCUGAGAUAUGAAGGCCGUUCCGGCCCCACGCCUAAGACUGUGAAGACUGCGCCUACAAACGGGAAGCAUGAGCCAUCACAGGAGAGAACUCCGCCGCUCCUACCAUUUGAGAAGAGUGUAGACGAAUCCGCCAUCGAAGAGCAGCGGGCGGUUGAGCGUGAGCGAGUAGACACCUUUUGGUCAAUCUUCUUCCUGGAUCGUGUCAUCUCGUCUGGCACUGGACGGCCCGUGACUCUGCGCGACCGGGACAUUGAAAUCUCUUUCCCAUCGCUCGAUGAGGCCGAUCCAGUGACUGCUUGGCCUGUUCCGUUCCCAGCCUUGAUCCGAAUAAUCCACCUGUACGGGCGUGUAACAGAUCUGCUAAACAGCAUCAAGGAAGUGUCUCAUGUCACGCAGGAUGUUCUUGCGCAGCUAGCUGCUAUGGAGAACCAUUUGACCGAUAUCUAUCAAGGGCUCUCGCCAAGGCUUCAUUUCAACGCCGUCAACUUCCAGCACUACGUCAAGGUCAACCAAGGAACGAACUUCGUUCUUCUUCAUUUCUGGUUCCACACUCUUAUUGUUCUUCUCCAUCAACCGACAUUACUCAAGACCUUCGAAGGGAGCAUUCAGCAAUUGUUACCCAACAGCAGAGAAUUAUCCAUGUCCUCAGCAAAGACUAUCGCAGACAUUUUAUCAUUUGCAGAGCUGAUAGAUUCAAAGUCGGCACUUGGUAAUCCAUUCACGAGUCAACCUAUCUAUGUCGCAGCUUGUGCCUUUCUAAGAGAGACCGCGCUGCAUUCAGCCUCUUCGAAUCCGCACUCAAGACCUUCCACCCCGGGAUCUCACCAAAGCCAUGAUUCUGGGGUCUUGACGAAGACCCCUGUUGACCAACAGAAGCUCGAUAAACAAAUGUUCUCUCAGUCCAACGGCGACAGGAUGACCCAUCUACUGGACACUUCUAUAGACAAGAACCAGGCAGCAAAGCAUACAUUGCUAGCCUCGGCAGCGAACCAGAACUACCAAAGGUGUUACAGGGCCCUCAAAUCACUGGAAACAUACUGGGCUGGUGUAAAGUAUAUACUGACAGUACUUGACCAGAAGGCCAAAGGGGUCGGAGAUCCCCUUUUAUACACUAGAGAAGAGAUGGAGAGCGCUCUAGAGCUCCCGCGACCUGAGCCCGCCUUCACGUCUCCUGGAUGGCGGAGGAAACUGUCUUGGGGAACAUAUCUCACAGCCCAAGGGGUCAGCGACGUGGCACAAGCAAGGGUGGCUUCUGCUUUGCGGCACAAGCCAAGCGGUCAAACCAUUAGUGGGCCAGCUUCGCCCAUGAUGAACCAAGCCAUUGGAUGGUCUCUCACUGGCACCAUGAACUCUCCAAGUACGAGCCUUGCUGUCCUGUAUCCCACGGACACCAGUCGCGAAACGAAUGGCCGGCACACGUCUGAAGCUGCCGCACCAUCCAUUGCCUCGAUACUAUCCACCCCGCAGAACACAUCUGCUCAACCAAAAUCCAACCAGCGCAUCAAGUACGAACACGGCCUUCCGCCUCCAUCACCCAGCUUCCAGACCAGCGCCCCACCGCAAUCAUACGCGCAUAACCCGUCUGGAAUCACCACCAUGCCGCCACCCUCAACAUACCACAACAUGCCCUCCGCCGACCCCGUCCUCGUCUCAGACGCCGAUCUCCUCCUCAACCUUCACUCGCCCUACUCCACCGCCUCUCCCGGCCGCAUCACUGCGGGCGUCUCCCCCUUCAUCCCACCUAAUCGUACGCCUACCCUCAACCCUAACCAGUCACCUACACAAGACUUCUCGCCCUCGUCGCAGUAUAACCAGUUCGACAUCGGCGGCAGCUUCGAUGGCUCAGCACAGGUGCCCUUUGGCGACAUGAUGAUCCAGAGCCAGGACAUCGAUAUGAGCGCGCUUGGGGACGAUAUGAUGCCUUGGCUCGAGUACCUGCCGCAUGAGAUGUUGUACUACGAUGGCAGCUCGGGGUAUGUGGGCGGUUCGCAGGGACCUGGGGGCGGGAUGGAGGGAGGGAACUCGGGCGGGGGGUGA